Messenger RNA from Oppiella nova, 576 nucleotides. Lineage: Eukaryota; Metazoa; Arthropoda; Arachnida; Sarcoptiformes; Oppiidae. The record is from the annotation of a GenBank genome assembly.
AUGAAAGAGAUUGAAAACGUGUCGUGCAUUCGGUUUAAAAAAACCACAAACAAAGAGGACAUAGAUUUGGCAAAAGAGGUGACAAUUGAGGAGCACUUGUAUACACUAAACAAGUUGUGCCAAACACUGGGCACGAGCUGCGAGUCGGGUAUCAGUGAUAGUGAGGCCGAUGUGCGACUCAAACGGGACGGACCUAACGCUUUCACACCACCCAAACAGACCGCGUGGUAUAUACUACUGGGCCGGCAGAUGACCACCGCGUUUGCCAUUAUUUUAUGGAUUGCCUCUAUCAUCUGUUUUAUAUGCAGUGGCUUGCCUAACAGCUCGAGUAGUCAGCUUGAAUAUAUUAUUAUCGGAGUAGCACUGGCCCUAGUGGUGAUAAUAACUGGAACAUAUUCAUAUUCACAGGAAGCAAGCAGUAGCAAGAUAUUUAAAUCGUUUAAAAAUAUGAUCCCGCAGCAAACUGUAGUAAUCAGGGGUGGGCAGCGAAAGGAAGUUCCGGCCAACCUAUUAGUGGUCGGCGAUCUAGUCUACUGCAAAAGUGGAGACCGUAUCCCGGCUGACANAUAGUAAGAU